CAUUAGAUACAAGGAGGCAAAAAUGAACGUCUAGUGUCCAAUGCUUUUAUAAUGUAGAAAAUGCCAAUAUCUCAUCACAGAAAGAUAGAUUGAUUUUGGAAAUUAAAGAAAAGGCAACUAGGUGCUUGUGGAAUGUGUUUCAUGUGUACUAUGAAACUUUCUUUGCACGGCUGAUUUUGCAAUGAUGGAAUAUUAGAAAAUUCCGUUAUGGAUAAAUUAAUUGCAUGUUUUAUUCACUCUAGAUUAUAAUUCAAAUCCUGAACAAUGAACUGUGUAUAUUUAAUAAGCCGGAGAAUAGUUAUUAGGGCAGAAUUGGCUAGCACUAUGAUAUGACAACAUAUGAAGAUUUGGACUGUUUCCUAUGUAAAUGUGCUGUACACUAUGUACAGUAUCUAGACCUAUUGAAAGGUGAUGCAAUAAGAACAGGUGGGAAUGACUUGGAUGAACAAGUUAAACUUCAGCAGGCAAUGCUUAGAAGACAAGAACUUCUAGAUAAAAUCAGACAUGAGCAAUUAGUCAAUGAGGAUUACGGACGGCGACCCAGAUCUCACAGUGCUAGACGACGCUACACCCCCUCCCCAUUACCUCCCCCACCCUCCCGACGCUCACUGCCAGACUUCAACCGGAAUCAGUCAUUUAGAGACGACAACAACAACCCUUAUAGAGAUAAAGAUAUGCAACAGGUGAAGCAUAUAAUUGAACACAGAGUCAAAACUCCCCCACAGUACCAUCUACCACCCAUACAGAAUCCCCCGCAGCUACCCGUGGUGGCUAACCCUCAGCCCUACCCCCAACACAUCAUCCAACAAGUUCCUCAACCUGUUGUUCAGAACUUGGUGCCAGAACAAAGACAAAGCAUGUUUAACAAAGGAGAUUGGAUGGAGAUGAUGAUGAUGCAGAACCAUCAGAUGCAUCAGUUAGUGGUCCAACAAAUGAUGUUACGCAGUCUGCCAGGAGGCAGUUUGUCCCAGGCUCCAGUAACAUACUUGUCCGAACCUGCAGUUGUGAGGUCACCUCCCCCUGCUGUCCAUCAUCAUCAUUAUCAGAUGUCCCCGCCCCCUCAGCCCGCUGUUCAUCACUACUCCGCAUUACCUCCCCUUGAGCCGAGAAUUGUCUCCCCAGUGAGGGUUGAUGCUCCUCGGGCUAUAGAGCCUCGGGUUAUAGCUGUCCCGGAACGCCAGCCAACCUUGGUUUCUCCACAGCCAGGAGCCAGGCGAUCGGUAAAGAAAAAAUCUAUUCCUUUCCCAGGCCCUAAAGGCCUGAGAAAGUUCCGUCAUGUUGCUUACGCUGCUUGGUUUAUCUCUGCACUUAAAGCACUUAGAGAAAAGAAUGCAGGAAGCCGACCCAGUAGUGUAUUUUUAUUUGGAAUAAUCUUAAAAGAAAUAGUCGCAGCACUUCACAGAAUAUACCUCAAUCCUAGUGGAAAUAUUUACCCAGUCCUCGCAGAUGCAAUAAACCCUAAGGCCUAUGAUCUGUCAAACCUAGUGAGGGGGAGGACUGGGGAACGGGAGGGACAGACAAUGAUUCAGGAAUUACAGUAUAUAGUGGAGAACCUGAUCUACCACAUCACAGAAAUCAUGCCCAGCACUGGUGUCUUAGGAACUCAUAGAAAAUCAGCUGUGUAUGAACUUAUCAAAAAUGGAAAGAGGUUUCCUGAUGGUUAUUUCUGGCAAGUAGAACUGGACAGAAUCCAGUUUACGGAGAAUGGCAGAACCACAAACAUUGGAGAUCCCGAGGCCUUUAUGUUAAUCAUAGGGAUAUUUAUAUCCAGAAGUCUGAUUACAACGCUACUAAUGAAACCCGUAGAUUACGGUUUGUCCAAUCAGCAGUUGUCCGAUGUUGCUGAGCGUAAUCUCAAGGUCAUCGCUACGACGAUGCUUUACCUUGUGCGACGAGUGUCGGUAUCCAGAGGAAGAGCUAUGAUGAGUAUGCCAGGAGAGAUUGCGAAGUAUCUGUACUCAGAUGAGGAAAUGAGACCAAUUUACAGCAGAAUUGCUAAGUCUUUCAAUUAUGCAGAGGGCCUUUUGAGGGAAUGGGGUCAGGAGUACAUCAAAAGACUCAGGAAUGCACCCACUCUCAAGAACUGAGAGAAAUUAAUUGGAAAAAUAACCCCACAAAUUUCUUUGUGCCACUUCAAGGGAGAUAAUGCAAUAACUCUUAAGAAAAAAGACAACUAAUUUUAUAGAGCUAAUGCAUUUUUCUUUUGCAUAUAUAUUGGGAAAGUGCCAAUUUCGCUUGCACCUACAACAUGAGCAAAAUAUGUUACAGUGCAUGGAUUAAACAACAAACUCGAAAUGCAGUUUCCUUAUUCAGUCUUCUUGCUCCAUUAAUUAGAAAGAAAAAAAAAUAGAAUUGUAUCAGCUGAAAGAGCAGAAAAAUGAAAUUUACAGGCUUCAGUAUGCAUAACAUCAAGGAAGCACAACUUUUGAAAUUGAUAAUUUUAGAGAUUUAUACCAAAAAAAUUACUGUUUUUACUAAUUUAUAUGUGGAUCAACAUAACACACUAUCAAAAUAUGGAAAUUCCUGCAGGAUUCCACAAUGUGUUUAAUAAUUUGAACACGCAUGCACAUACUGAAUUUGUUCACUAGAAAGCUAUUCCAAUAAAUUUUGGGAUAGACUUUCCUCAAGUUUUUAGGGAAUACGUGGCUCUGUAUCAUCAACAUACAUCUUCACAUUUGCAUAUGUACUGGCUAAUGUGACCAAUUCUCUAACACAUAAUUUUUCCUUUGUGUUUUACAAAAAUUGCUUAAAUAUCUGAAGAAAAACCACAUUCACUGUGCAAUUUUUCUUGUAAAAUACUUUAAUAUUUUGCUCAUAGGCAAAAUGGUUGGUUAAUUCUAAAUAACAAAUGCAGAUCAUUUUCCUUAACAUCUUAUUUAGAGUUGAAACAGCUCACAUGGUAAAUAAAAAUUAAAUAAAAAUAUCAAGACUCGGUAGAAACUUAUUGAAAAAGAGUUUUCAGACAUAGUGAAGCAAGAUAAAAGUUGCCAAAAGUUAAAGCAACGUCUUGUAGCUACUUGUUCAUGAUGCAGAAUAAAUAUUUCUGGAAAACUUGGCUUCUGUUGAGUAGUUGGGUGGACUGCCAAAAACAUGGUGACAUCUGAGAAUUGGUAAUUAGACAGUAUCACUGGUAAGAGUAUACAAAUUGGUUACAAAGGAAAAACUGCAUGUGAUUUUUAAUCUUUAAAUAAGUGUUUGUGUAUCUCUUCUAAAAUUCUUUUUAAUUGAUCCUAUAAUGUUCAAUUUUUUUUCACUUCAAACUAAAGCCUGGUCAAGAUUUUCAGAAUAACCAGAAAUAAAAUAUUUUAAAUCGAUUCACUAAUAAAACAUUGGAAUCUUGCCAUAUGUUCUGUGAAUAUUAUACUAACAGGUACCUGCAUGUUAAAUGCAUUUUGUUGGUAUAAAUCGCUAAUGUAAUAGUAUAAAUUGCCAAUGUAAUAGUUUUUGUUUUGUAACUAUUUAAUAUUUUGUCAUUUAUUUUGUUAACCUCAUGUCAUUUAAUUUGAAUUAUGUACCAAAGCAUCUGUGAUAAGUUUGUGUUUUCUU
Messenger RNA from Saccostrea echinata, 3546 nucleotides. RefSeq lists its product as uncharacterized. The coding region runs from base 330 to 2087 and encodes 585 amino acids. The record is from RefSeq and is a predicted model, not a curated record. The transcript has 16 exons. NCBI's taxonomy places the organism in Eukaryota, Metazoa, Mollusca, Bivalvia, Ostreida, Ostreidae.